GCCGCUGCCGCUCCUGCAGCCGCGGCCGCUGCCAGUGCCGCGAGCUCCAUGGGCUUCUCCUGGGCGCCGCCGCGUGUCUGGCCGAGUCCAGGGAGCCGCGGCGCCUCGUGCCCGGGAGCCAUCGCUGCAACCCGAGUGCCCGUGCCAGGUCGGGGGCUGCAGGGCCAGGCCAGGGCAGCGGCCGCAGGAGCCCCACCGGGGGCCUGGGACUGGGGAACUGCCUCCGGCUUCAUGAUGCCAGGAUGGACAGAGUAGCUUAUGAUGCUUAUCCCCGCCCACCACUUUCGAGACAUUGAGCGGAAGCCGGAAUACCUCCAGCCGGAGAAGUGCGUCCCACCUCCCCCGCCCAGCCCCGUGGGAACCAUGUGGUUCAUCCGCGAUGGCUGCGGCAUCGCCUGUGCCAUUGUCACCUGGUUUCUGGUCCUCUAUGCGGAGUUUGUGGUCCUCUUUGUCAUGCUGAUUCCAUCCCGAGACUACGCCUACAGCAUCAUCAAUGGGAUUGUGUUCAACCUGCUGGCCUUCCUGGCUCUGGCCUCUCACUGCCGGGCCAUGCUGACGGACCCCGGAGCUGUGCCCAAAGGAAAUGCCACGAAAGAAUUCAUCGAGAGUUUACAGCUGAAGCCCGGGCAGGUGGUGUACAAGUGUCCCAAAUGCUGCAGUAUCAAGCCCGACCGAGCCCACCACUGCAGUGUCUGUAAGCGCUGCAUCCGGAAGAUGGACCACCACUGUCCCUGGGUCAACAACUGCGUCGGGGAGAACAACCAGAAGUACUUCGUCCUGUUUACAAUGUACAUAGCUCUCAUUUCCCUGCACGCCCUCAUCAUGGUGGGAUUCCACUUCCUGCAUUGCUUUGAAGAAGAUUGGACAAAGUGCAGCUCCUUCUCUCCCCCCACCACCGUCAUCCUCCUCAUCCUGCUGUGCUUCGAGGGGCUGCUAUUCCUCAUCUUCACGUCGGUGAUGUUCGGAACCCAGGUGCACUCCAUCUGCACGGAUGAGACGGGCAUUGAGCGUCUCCAGCGGAAGGAUCAGCCCCGGGUGCGCACGGGCAGCUGGCAGACGGUCAAGGAGACCUUCGGAGAGGACUUUUCCCCCAACUGGUGCAACCCCUUCUCCGGACCCUGCGAGCCGAGGCCCGUCCGGGAGCAGGACUGGGUGCGGCAUGUGCACCCACUGCCAGACACCGAGGAGGACACUGAGGAGACAGGGGACACCAAGGAGGACUCUGUGGAGGUGGCCUCAGACUGACGCGGGACGCGGAGCCGCCACCGCCACCACCAGCCAGGACGUGUUCCUCACCCGCCACUUCCCUCGGCACCCCUCCCCCACUACACACGUACAUACUAGGCUGGGCGGGACCAGGGGUACCGGGGACGACAGAGCCAGACAGGGGACUCAUCUGCAGUUCUGGAAGAGACCAGAUGGGUCUCCCAGCUCAGGGGCUUGUCCCCACCGGGCCCCUUCUCCACCUGCACAGCCUCAGCCGAACUGGCCUUUUUUGGGGUGUCUGUCUGCUCUUGGGAGGCUGGGGACCCAAAACUGUGACAUCCUGCCGGAAGGACAGGGCCGGCUGGCCUUAGGGACCUGGGGUGGGACAUCAGCAGACACCAAGCACCCUGCAAGCAGAAUGAGCAUCUGGCGUGCCCCAGGAGAGGCUCCCACUCACCCCUCACCUCCCCCUGACUAUUUGGUUCAGAUCAGACUUGAGAGAGAACCCCAGCUCUGGCCCAGACACCCCCAAACUCGCAGUUGGCCAGGAGACUUUUUGCACAAAGCUUCUGCUCCCGUUCCAUUCUCGGUCUUCCCCAAGCCACACGUGGUGGAGCUGCCCUGCCCUGAUGGGGCCUUGGGGACUCUUCUGCUGCUCCGACUCUGACCGCUCCCACCUCCACCAUGGAGCUUAGCUCUCCCUCCAGGAGAGAGUCUGGAAACCCACAGAGCAGAACUCACUGGAAAUCCUGCUCCUUGCCUCAGAAAGGACCAGGUUGGCCAGGGCCUGCAAGCACACACACACACACACCCCUGCGUGUGCGCACUCACAGACACAUACAGUAGGGUCUGCACCAUUAAGGCACUCACAAGUCACACACUUACCAGGGCCUGCACUAGGAAGAUAUGCACUUACAUGCACACACAAACACACCCUAGGGCCUACAUCAGGAAGGUGCAUGUACAUACAAGCACUCUCACACAUAUACACACACAGCAGGACUUGUACCACAAAGAUACACAUGCACGCACGCACGCAUACCCAGGGUUUGCAUCAGGAAGAUGCAUGCACACAUUUACACUCUUAAUCUUACAUCCAUACAUACACACAGUAGAAUCUGCACCAUGAAAGCACACACAGUCUCACACACACAUACCAGGGCUUGCACAAGGAAGAUAAUAUAUAUACAUAUAUAUAUAUAAUAUAUAUGUGCACAUAUGCGCACACACAUAAACACACACACGCCCCAGGGACUGCAUCAGGAAGGUGCAUGUACAUACAUGCACUCUCGUACUUACAUCCAUGCACAGUCACACCCUCCAGGAGCAGCCUAGGCCCAGUCACCCUCUUCAAGCUUAAAGCUGGGGGUAUCUAGGGCUGUGACUGAGGCCUGAGCAGAGGAUCUCAGAGUCCCAAACCCUGUUCCAAUGGCUGCAACAGCCAGAGUCCAGCAGGAGCGUCCACAUUCCAGGGAGGAGGAACAGGUCCCCAGCCCCGUCUUUCAGCUCCUGGCCCACAGUUUACCUGGGAGUUGGGGCUCAGCACCAAGGCUCAGCCCGGUGUGCAAGCUCUGUUUUAGGUCCCUUCAGGAUGAUCGGGGUCUUGUUCCCAGGGGCCCAGGUCCCUGGUUUGCCCAAGGGGUCCAUGUCUCUGGUUCGCUGGGAAAGCUCAGUGCUUGCAGGGCCGCCUGGACACUUGGGGAAGCAGGAGGUCUGGGUAGAGGUACAGGACUCGCUCACAUCUUGGGCCUUCUCUGAAGGGCCAUGAUUGUCAGGAGACCUAUCUCCCCUGGUGGCCCCCUGGUCCCCCGGGAUCAAGGGACCACCACAUUCACAAAACCCCUAUGGGAGCCCUGCACAGGGCUCGGACCCUCCCAGGAGAGAUGGACAGCAGCCCCCCAGCAUCCACAGCAUCCGAAAAGCACAGCCCACAUUUGGGCGGGGGGAGGCCCGGGGCCUUGGUCCUCAGCACCCGGCGUUUAUUAACAGGUAGGAGCUGGUCAGCUGAAAGGCCAGGGCUCCGUCUGCCCAGGAGUUGCUGUUCCCCAUGCUGGGAUGGAGUUCUGGGCACAGUGCCCCUCUCCCGUGCCCUAACCUGGGGGCUCUGUGGGGGCUCAAUGCAGGAGGGAGCAGAAGACCCUGAGACAGCUGCCAUUUGAGUAAGGGAAGGGGGUCCCCAGUGCCCGUGGCCUGACCAUGUCUGAUGUCACAGGUGCGAAUGAAGCCACGUGGCCCAGAGAAAUGUCUGCACAGUGGAAGGGCUGAAGGCAGAGGCGUCCCCCGCCCCAACACAACCUAAAGCCGGUUCUGUCCUUAGUGCGGCUGGUGGGAGUGUCCUAACCCCUCGGGCCACUCCAUGCUGCCCCGGGCCAGACACCAACACCUCUCCAGUCCACGAGGGACUACACUGGGCCCCACUAGGGUGUGGCACUGGGUAGUGACCAUCCACCUGACCCUGGAGGCCAUACAUGGAUGGCCUCGUGACCUCCAGUGGCAGCCUCAGUCUCAGCUCUGCCCUGAUGUCAAGCCAGCAGGUGCCUUCAGGGGCCAAGAGAAUUAUGGCCUCUUUUUCUGAAUAAAUGGUUCUUGACUGGACCUC
This is a messenger RNA of Sorex araneus (European shrew), 3805 nucleotides long. RefSeq names its product zinc finger DHHC-type palmitoyltransferase 3 (gene ZDHHC3). The transcript is spliced from 7 exons. Gene Ontology annotation, biological process: protein targeting to membrane; peptidyl-L-cysteine S-palmitoylation. Gene Ontology annotation, molecular function: protein-cysteine S-palmitoyltransferase activity. Gene Ontology annotation, cellular component: Golgi apparatus; endoplasmic reticulum. Lineage: Eukaryota; Metazoa; Chordata; Mammalia; Eulipotyphla; Soricidae. The coding region runs from base 259 to 1245 and encodes 328 amino acids. The record is from RefSeq and is a predicted model, not a curated record.